This is a messenger RNA of Cuscuta epithymum, 2777 nucleotides long. NCBI's taxonomy places the organism in Eukaryota, Viridiplantae, Streptophyta, Magnoliopsida, Solanales, Convolvulaceae. The record is from the annotation of a GenBank genome assembly.
CUUCAUAUCCAACUUAUCCAACUUAAUAACAAAACAAAAACGCGGCCUUCCCUCAGCGUAGGGUUUGAGCUCUCUGCCGAUUUUGUGCGGUACGGAGUACGGACGAAUGGCGAGCGAAGGAAAACGAAGCGGAAACAGAGAGCAAGCUUUGCGGAUGAAUACCCCGGGGCCGGCAUCGCAGAGGAAAGAGCAGGAGUGGGAUGGCGUCUCCUCAUAGCCGAUUGGAGUGCACCAUGGCGAGAACGACGAGUCUUCCGCGGCUGUGGGGGUAGGGAUUCUAUAGAAACUGACUAUGCAGUACGAUGGGAUGGUGUUGGACGAGCUAUUGCUGGACGACAAGGAUGAGGCGGAGCUCGAUCCAGAAGCGGCGGAAAAAGUGGUGGACACAUUUCCCGUGGUUGGUACGAUCCUAAUGGAUAAAGUGGUCAAAUUCCAAAUCUUCUCUGUGGCGUCCGGGCAAAGGUGUAUUGAUUCAAGAGGUCGGGAAGAAGAGGUGUCUGUUUACAUUUUAUCACAUACUCCCUCCGGUUUUUAAUAAACUCCAUACUUUCCUUUUUGGAAUGGUCUAAAAUAAACUUCACAUUUCCUUAUUUCCUUUUUUGGCAAAGAAAUCUACAUCAAAACAGUGCCAAACAGUGUCAAACAGUGUCUCAACAGUGCCAAACAGUGUCAAACAGUGCCUUAACAGUGUACUCUACAGUAAAAUCAAAUUUCUUUCCUUAUUUGGUGUGAAGUCAAACUGUGAAGAUUAAAAAACCGGAGGUAAUAAUAGAUAUGAAUUGUGUGUUGGAUAAUGGACCUUGGUUAUUUGAUCAGAAUCUGUUAGUGUUAAAAGUCAUUAAGCUGGGAGGUAUGCCUUUGAAGGUACCUCUCGAUACAGCUUAUUUUUGUGUACAGGUUCACAAUAUCCCCUAUGGUUAUUCAAAUUUGGGUUAUGCUCGUAAAAUUGGGAAUCACUUAGGAAAAAUUAUUUCUUGGGAUGAUAAUCAUUUUGUUGAGAACCGGGAAGCCUACAUGAGGGUUAGGGUGAUGUUGGAUGUGAGAAAACCCUUAAAAGUGGGGACAACCCUAAAAAAGAACAAGGGAGAGGUUAUUGGAUAGAUUUCAAGUACGAGAAGAUGCCUAGCUUUUGUUUUGCCUGCGGCGUAAUAGGACAUGCUGAAAAUUUUUGUCCCCUACUGUAUGAAAACAGGGAUAAGGCGGUUGUGAAAUCUUUUGGGCCAUGGCUGCGGGCGGGUGGAGAGAGAUCUCGUCCUUCUAUGGGUAGUAAAUGGUUGGUGAGUGAAGGAGGGGUAGGAAGAGACCAAGCAGGGAUGCAAAGGAACCUUAAAGAAAUGCAAGAUCAGGACCAGAGUCACAUUAAGGGUAUGUUCCGGGAAGGAGGGGAGGAGGCAAAGCUUGAGGAGGCUAGGAUAAACAGCAGCGGAAUGGGAGAAUAGAAGCAGAGGCGGACCUAGGAUAUACAGGAGGAGCAUGAGCAAUCAGGGGAGGACGUCAUGGCUCUGGAUGGAUCAAAUAAUAGGGAAGAGGCGGGCUGGAGCACUCAGGCCCGCCUAAACCUGUGAAGAUCGUGUGCUUCUGGCAGAUUGGAGUUAUUUUUUACUUUAGACUUGUUUUUCUUUAUGUUGGUUUUUAUUUUGGACAUCGUGUCAUCGUGUGUACUUGUUUGCUAUUGUUUUUAUUUUUGUCCAGACUCUAGAAUAUAAGACAGGUGGUGGGGAGCCUAGUUUUCCAGUCAUGGGCUCACGUAAGCACAAUUUAAGAUCAACGAAUCUGGAUGCUUCUUUUGAGGUGGCAGGUUCUAAGUCUGGUUUAAGGAUGGAAGGUAGACAAUGGGCUCUUUGUCUGGUUGUAACCUGCUUAUGUUCAUUCUUAUUAAUAUAUAUACUACGGUAUAUAAGUCAUGGUGAAAAACCGUUAGGGGUGGGAAAAAAAUAACCAUAACAGUCUAAUCAUGGAGAAAAACCGAAAAAACGUUACUUUUCUGGUUAACCAUACCAAUUUCUUAAAAAAUUCAUGGUCCGGUUAACCAAUAAAAUCACAAAGUGGUUCACGGUAAAUUUACCAUUUUAGAAUCAAUUACGAUUGGUUUACCGAAAUCCCCAAGAGCUGCAAUCUGUCAUCGGAUUUAACUCACAUUAAAUGUUUGGAUCCAUCGGUAUUAUUAUACGGUACUUUUUUUGCAAGGAUUAUAGAGUAUUUCCCAAAAUAAUGUCAAAUAAAAAUAUAUUUACCAAAAUAAGGUCAGGUUAAAUGUAUUUCUCAAAAUAAUGCUCUCUAAACUCUAGUUAAGAGAAUAGGAGUGGCGGCUUAUACUAAAGAGACAAUUCCCCAAAUAGGAGUAAAACAUAGGCAAAAUGCAAAAAUAGGAGUACCAUGUUUUGAAUAGAAGUAACUUUAGUGUUUGGACAAGUAUACCCCUACCCAACCCCCAAACCCCAACAACUUUCAUUAAUAAUUAAAACAUAAAAGAAAUAAGAUUAAUUAAUUUAUAAUAAAAUUGUAAAAAAACAAAAAAAACACAAAAAAUAUAUCAAAUAAAAUAUACUCUGUAUUAAAUAAAAUAAAAAAAUUUAAAUUAAAAAACUAAAAAACUAAAAACAUUAAAAUAAAAAAUGAAAAAAUAAGUAAAAAAAAAAAAUGUAGGCGUCUGCCGCCGCCUCAACAACCUCCCAGCACCACCUGCUCCGACCACACAAAAAAUGCCAACAUUUUACCGAAAUGCCAUCAUGAUGCCAGAUUUUGAGAAAAUUAGGCAUUUUCAAAGAGUAAAACUG